AUGCCAUCGUCUUAAUUUCUAAGUAGUAUGCUCAUUUUAAGCACUUAAAAGACACUCAAGUAUACGUGUAAUGUGGUUUCCUCAUAAAACCGCCAACUUUUUGUUGAGGUUAUGUCGUAAACCAGUCCUUAGCUGACGCCCCCGUUGCACCCACACAUGUGUGAUUAACGACUGUUUAAGGGGUUGCAACCCUGUUGAAACAUCUUCGUCUCUUUUAUACAACUUUAGGAAAAAUUAGCCUGAUUAUAAUGUGAUACCGUCUCCACGUCUAACCACCAAAUCUUAUUAAAAAAUCCAAAAUGUGAGGUUAUAUUUGUAAGUGAUGGGGGCUGCAUUGUUCUGAGAUGGUUGUGUCCAAGGGCGGUAACGGAAGAUGGCUCAGAAAGUACAAAACGUUUUUUCUCAUCGGUUUAAUAAUCCUGCUCUUCCAAGUGCUCCUGGCUGCGCAUUUUCUCGAGUUAAAGGCAAACUCAUCAGACGAUUGGCAGCCACAAAGCCACAAAGCGGUGACACAAGGACUAGAAAAUCACCGAAAAAAAUUACAAGUCGCAAACACCACAGCUUUGCGCUUGGAAGAGCUAAACUUCAGACCUGAAUGUGAAAUCACUGGAAAGGAAGCAGUUUCGGCAAUACAUCGUGCCAAGAGCCAGAAUUGUAAACAACUGAUCGCAAAUGUGACUUGUAAGUCUUUGGCGGGGACUUUGUACCCCAAACGACUGACCGGAAGUUGUCCCAAUGGCGGGAAAAUCGCCGGAAAGGCCUUGGGUUGCUUCAAGGAUGAAAAUAAUUACAGACUGCUCAGUGGCUACUUUGGGGUCAAUAAAAAGAGCAAUUCGCCGGAGUAUUGCAUACAGUUGUGUCUCCAAUCCGGGUUUGAGUACGCCGGGGUCCAAUAUUCACAUGAGUGUUUUUGUGGCAAUGAUGAGCCCCUUUCAACGUUCAAACUACCCGAUUCGUCGUGUAAUAUGAAGUGUCCCGGGGACCCCCAUGCUACCUGUGGAGGCUAUUACACCAUUAACGUGUUUCAGACGGGAAUAAAAAAGUUCGUCCCUCAAGUUGCCAACACUGAGUCGCCCCCAAGCCACGAAAACGUCAAAAUCGUAUUCCUGCUCACCCUCAACGGCCGAGCCCUCCGCCAAGUGAAAAGACUGCUCAAAAUCCUCUAUCACACUCGCCACUUCUACUACAUCCACGUUGACGUGCGAGAAGACUACCUUUUCCGCGAACUCCUCCCCCUGGAGCGCCGCUUCCCCAACAUCCGCCUCACUCGCCGGCGCUUCGCCACCAUCUGGGGCGGCGCCUCCCUCCUGGAGAUGCUCCUGAGCUGCAUGUCCGAGCUCCUGGACACGCCCUGGACCUGGGACUUCGUCCUCAACCUCAGCGAGUCCGACUACCCCGUCAAGCAAAUCUCCGCGCUGGAGCGCUUCCUGGGGGCGAACCGCGACCGCAACUUCGUCAAGUCCCACGGCAGGGACACCCAGCGCUUCUUGCAGAAGCAAGGCCUGGACAAGACCUUCGUCGAAUGCGACCGGCGCAUGUGGCGCGUGGCGGACCGCCGUCUCCCGGAAGGCAUCCAAAUGGACGGUGGGAGCGACUGGAUCGCCCUCUCGCGGGAGUUUGUGAGUUACGUGGCGAAAAGCGGUGAUGAUCUAGUCGGCGGGCUUAGGCAGGUUUUUAGACAUACGUUAUUGCCGGCCGAGUCGUUUUUUCAUACAGUUUUGCGUAAUUCGCGUUUUUGCGACAGUUAUGUCGAUAAUAAUCUUCACGUGACCAAUUGGAAGCGGAAGCUGGGUUGUAAAUGUCAGUAUAAGCACGUUGUUGAUUGGUGCGGGUGUAGUCCGAACGAUUUCAGGCCCGAUGAUUGGGCCAGGAUCCAAAGUACGCAACCGCGUCAGUUAUUUUUCGCGCGCAAGUUUGAACCAAUCAUCAAUCAGGCCGUUCUGUUGAAACUCGAACUGUGGCUGUUCGGAUUGGAUAAACCGUCAAGGUCAGUCACGAACUUGCAUUCCUAUUGGCAGAGCGUCUACCACCAUUUGGACCUAUCACCGGCCAUUGAUGACGGUUUAAGAACUGUUACUUCGUCAGUUGGCCGUGUGUGGUCCAAAACCGUAACUAACGCCACCUGUAGUGUUACAAUUUUACGUGCAACAUCAUUCCACACCAAAGACUUGUACAAAUAUACUUUGGUCCACUUUACAACAAGUGAUUCGGCCGAUAUUGAAGUUGCUUUCCGACCGAUCAACAUGACAUAUCUCGUAGCGCCCUCUACACUCACCAAACGUAUCGAAGAACUAGCCGUCAGCAGUGACUACGACCAGAAAGAACAAAUUUCGCGGAACUUCCCCCGAAUAUUAUCACCCUACUCCGAACCAGUCCUAGUUUACAAAUUCGCCGCGAGUGGCGCCAGUGUCACCCACAACAUCACGUGUCUUUGGCUCGACCCCAUUGGCCAGCUCGUCGAAAUCAGCGACAUAUCAAUCGAGGAAAGCGCUCUGAUUGGCCACUCCAAGCCCAAUCUGAAACACCCCCACCGGCCCGGCUCAUGGACCGUUAAACUAAUCUACCACCAAACUCUUCUAGCUGAAGUUAAAUUCCUAAUAACCCCGCUUGAAUUUUACUCGGGGGUUCCUCUGGGUGUGAAACAAGCCCGCUUGAUUCAUGGCGGUUCUGUUUCAAGGCCACUUACCGAUAACUACGAUAGGUUUAUCGAAAAUAGUGACGAGGGUAUUUUGAAAGGUGUGAGUGUGUCUAAUUCCAACAAAACAGGAAAGGAAUUGCAGGAUUGGAUCGAUUCGCUGUUUAGUAAGUUUUACGUGAUUGAGAAAAGUUGUGCGGUUGGUAGGACUGAGGUUUGUGGGGUGCAAGUCGAGGAGUGCAGGAGAACGAGUUGGAGUUCUUUUGCGCCCGAUCCGAAGAGUUUUAUUGGGAGUGUUAAUGAGACGAGUGGCGCGUUUGAUAUCUGGUAAUUGUGAUACACAUUCGGUUUGAUUGUUAGCGCAAUAAUUAACAUGAAAUGGGGAAAAUAAAAUAAAAACAGGGUGAUGCAAUUUUAGUUCACUGUCUGGUAUCUGUUUCAGAAAUUGAGUGUUGGCGAGUUCAGUCAAGAAAAAUUUUUGCGUCACAUGUCGAUAUCUCGUGUUUUUUUUAAUUAACUGAUGAUAAUAUAACGUUCUUAGGAAAAAAUUCAAAUCCGAGCUGUUUGUUCGGUCUGUUUUGGCGAAAACGCAUAAGAAACUAAGAUCUUAGUUCAAAAGUGUGCUUAUAUGCCCAAAGAAUGUAAAAAUAACAUCCUUCUUUUCGUUCUCAUGUUUAUUUUUGACGAAAAUUUUUUUUUGAAACCGUUAAUAUUACAUGAAUUUUAUUUUUUUUUUAGAUUUUAAGAAUUUUUUUACAUGAUAGAUCUAAUAGUUUUUUAAAAUUAACUAAAGAUGUUAAUGAGAACGAUGUUGCCAGCUCACAGUAGUUAAAUUCUCCAAAGCCAACUUGAAAAAUUCCGAGAUAUGCACUUAUUUUCGCCAGAUUACAAUAUUUGAUAUAAAUUUUUGGGAGAGUGUAAAAAAUUUAGGGCUGGUUUACGCAACAUUUAAAUCGCAUUUCAAUUUAAGUUCGCCUUUAACUUGACGUUCGUCAAUGCAAAAUAAACUGCAAUUUAAUGCGAACUAGUUUAAUUCAGAAUUAAAUUUUAAUUGCGCUUUCUGUAAACCGUCUCUAUGUCUCAUUUGCAUUUUUUAGAGCGAAAUAGAGGGUUUCUGUAUAAAAAUAGAAUUCUGUGUUUAACUAAAUCCCAUCUACUUUAGAGCCAAGGAAAUCCAUCAAUUUAAGGAGAAAAAAUACUUUGAAAAAAGACCGAGUUUUUAGCUCAUAACUGCUCAAAAUGUGUUUAAAUGGUUAAAAAAGACAAUUUUGAACAUAACCGUGAUUUUUCGGAUUUAAUUUAUCGAAAUUGUGUCAUAUAUACACCAUAAAAUAUCUACUAUGGUGAUUUUUUUCAAUAGAUAUCUGUUUAAGAUUGCAAGGUCCGCCAUUUUCGUUAACAAAAUUCAAGAAAGUACAAUAAAAAAAGCAAAAAAAAUAAAAAUCUAGCAUUGGAAAGCUACAUCUCGUGGAAAAAGGCUCAAACAAUUCUUUGUUACAGGAACUUUUAACUCAGAUUAAUAUCAGCUAUCAAUACCGAAGAGAUGGUCCGCGACUUUUGAAUCAGCCUGUAUAAAGUAAUUUUUGACCAUAUCUUCUGGUUUUCGGAUUAUUUUUGAUGAAAUUUCACUCAAAAAAAAAAAGAGUGAAAUAAGCAAAAUCUAUUUAUCUUAAUUUGUAAGUGUAUCUUGAGAAAAAUAUCCUGCCAAAUAAAUAAGUUCUUGGUUUAAAAACAAACCAAAUCGAGCAAAACAAGUUCAAAUAACGUCAAGUUCGAUCCAAUUUUGUGAUUUUACAGCAAGUUUUUGCAUUUUUUUUUGAAAAACUGAAAUAAUUACCUGAAAAAUUGCUUAAGCCCAGUUUGUGGAAACAUAUUUAACGGAAAGAUAAAUUUAAACCUCAGUUAAAAUAUAACAACGCCAAUCAGGUGAGAGAUAAAAAUUAACUCAACUUUAAUCGUUCUAGAAAUCAGGCCUCAAAUAUGCAAAAAUUAUUUUUAACGAAAUUCAGCAAGUUGAUGACGCUUGUGAUUUUAACCAUUUUAUGCAACUUUUUUUGUUUAGCUGUGACUCAGAAUUUUGAAACAGAUAUUGAGAUUUAUUGCCAUAAGGACCACUUAUUUAGGUUCUCUUAGUUUAGUAAGUAAGUCAUUAUAUUGUGAUACGAUUACGUAGCAAUUGCCUUUCAUAACUGCACAAAAUAGGCUUUAAAGGCAAGUCUCUUCUUUAUUUCUGUCUUUGUACUUUAUAGUCGUCUUUAUAAUUUUAUUAUUUUACGUGGCCAUAUAAGACAACUUUUGUAAUUAAAUAAAACGUAUACACCGCCGUAAUCACCUUCUAAACAAAAGGAAAAUUCGGGACUGAUUAGAUUCUUGUUGUCAGAAUGUUAAAAAAAUUACGGUUGUAUUGUAAAUAUAAAAAUAAAUUUUAUUUUAUAAAAAAA
Tribolium castaneum (red flour beetle) is the source of this 5076-nucleotide messenger RNA. It is a transcript of the gene oxt, whose product is annotated as peptide O-xylosyltransferase. Gene Ontology annotation, cellular component: membrane. The transcript is spliced from 5 exons. Bases 345 to 2966 code for a protein of 873 amino acids. Gene Ontology annotation, molecular function: protein xylosyltransferase activity. Gene Ontology annotation, biological process: heparan sulfate proteoglycan biosynthetic process; chondroitin sulfate proteoglycan biosynthetic process. Lineage: Eukaryota; Metazoa; Arthropoda; Insecta; Coleoptera; Tenebrionidae. The record is from RefSeq and is a predicted model, not a curated record.